Messenger RNA from Prosopis cineraria, 1807 nucleotides. RefSeq names its product phosphatidylinositol:ceramide inositolphosphotransferase 1-like. The record is from RefSeq and is a predicted model, not a curated record. NCBI's taxonomy places the organism in Eukaryota, Viridiplantae, Streptophyta, Magnoliopsida, Fabales, Fabaceae. Bases 605 to 1558 code for a protein of 317 amino acids. The transcript has 12 exons. Gene Ontology annotation, molecular function: ceramide cholinephosphotransferase activity; sphingomyelin synthase activity; inositol phosphoceramide synthase activity. Gene Ontology annotation, cellular component: Golgi membrane; endoplasmic reticulum membrane; trans-Golgi network. Gene Ontology annotation, biological process: ceramide biosynthetic process.
GAGAAGGGGGGUACAGGAUUGGCGUUUAGGAAAGGGAGAAGCGGCGAUGUUUCUCACUUUCACUUUGUUCUGUUUUUCUUUAUUUCUAUCACAAAAUCUCAUCUCAAUAUAUAAAUGUAUGCGAAGAACGUCUGUCUCUGUAGUAUUAUUUUUCUUCGCUUCCCAACUGUCACUCCGGAUUCAACUCGCUUGCAUAGAAGUUAGACAAAGCAAGAAGCCCCUUUGAUGCUUGAGCCUUCAUUUCAGUUUCGAAAACAUUUCUCUGUUGAUUCUUCCAAUUCAAUUUUUCUUCUUCUUCUUUUCUGAUCAUCUGGGUACUCUUGAUCUUCAUCACUAUAGUUUCCUCAUUCACUUCUUAGAUCUCCCUCCUAUUUGUUCGAAUACUCUACCCGUUCCUCCUUGAUUCUGCUUCCCGGGAGUGUUUAAUAGAAGGGAAGGGUGGAUUUAACAGAAUAAGAAAGAGAAGAAGGGGUUAAUUGAAUUUGGGUUUUAACGAGAUUGUUGUGGGAAAUCAUGUUGACCUUAGGGGUGUGGUUAUGAAGUAAUAUGGAAUUGAUCAUUACCCGCUUAAAACAAGUAAAUAAGGGAGGAGAAAAACAACAACAUGUCGCUUUACAUUGGUCGGGAGGCGUCAAAGCUAUGGAAGAGAUUUUGCUCCGAGGCAACCACGGAGAUCAACCUUCUUGCGGAGAAUUGGAAAUACCUUCUUGCUGGUCUUGUCUUUCAGUAUGUACAUGGGCUGGCUGCUCGAGGUGUUCAUUAUUUUCAUAGGCCUGGCCCCAUUCUUCAGGAUGUUGGGUUCUAUCUUCUUCCGGAGCUUGGACAAGAAAAAGCUUACAUGAGCGAAACCCUGUUUACCUUUAUCUUCUUAUCUUUUUUUCUGUGGACCUUUCAUCCUUUGAUUUUGAAGAGCAAAAAGAUCUCCACAGUUCUAAUAUGGUGCAGGGUUCUAGCAUUCUUAAUUGCUUGCCAAUGCCUUCGUAUCAUCACAUUUUAUUCUACACAGCUUCCUGGUCCAAACUACCAUUGCCGCCAGGGCUCAAAACAUGCUACACUGCCUCGUCCGGAUAGUGUUCUUGAAGUCCUCUUGAUUAAUUUUCCUCAUGGUGUGCUGUAUGGAUGUGGUGAUUUGAUAUUUUCAUCACACAUGAUCUUUAGUUUAGUCUUCGUACUUACAUAUCAGAAAUAUGGCACACGAAGGGUCAUCAAGCAAUUAGCAUGGCUUCUUGCUGUUAUUCAGAGCCUUUUGAUAAUAGCAUCUCGCAAACAUUACACAGUUGAUAUAGUUGUUGCCUGGUAUACUGUUAACAUGGUGGUCUUUUUUAUUGACAAAAAAUUACCAGAAAUGCCCGACCGUUCCAUUGCAUCAGCCACCAUGCUGCUACCGUUGAGCACUAAAGACAAGGACGGCAGAAUCAAAGAAGAGUCUCACAAGCUCUUAAAUGGGAAUUCUGGAGACCCUACAGAUAGGAGGCAGAGAACUCAGGUAAAUGGCAAGAUUCUGGAAGAUGGCAAUACAUUUCAAGCUGACUUUGCAACGAAUGGCUCACAAAUAUAGGAGCUUCUGCUACACAAAUGAGAUGAAGGACUCAACCUUCAAUUAGAAGAUUCAGUUACCUGAUCAACCACAUAAUUUAUAAGUAACAACCUAAUUUGUAUUCAAGGGAAUUGUGACUGGAUUAUUGUGUCAUUUGAGUUCAUGUAAAUAUCUUCAACUGUUCUCUGUCGUAGUUGCAUUAUCUUUAGUAUAAUAAAUGUUGUCGCAAAUGACGGGAUUGGAUAGAAUAACCAGGCAAUGGAACGUGAA